Sungouiella intermedia is the source of this 1455-nucleotide messenger RNA. Lineage: Eukaryota; Fungi; Ascomycota; Pichiomycetes; Serinales; Metschnikowiaceae. The record is from the annotation of a GenBank genome assembly.
AUGGCAAUCCAGAGUACCGAUUCCGGCAACGAAGAGAACUGUGACUAUUUGGUCGAGUCAGUCGCCACUGAGGUGAACGAAGAAUUGACAGACUCUGAAGAUGAGGAUGAGUUUAUCAGAAAGUACGGCGCUAUAGAGUUUCAGUACAUCAAGAGACCAAGAGAUGCUGUGUGGUUUAUUCGUCCGCAUGCACUCAAUUACUUCAAGGAUGGAGUUUUGUUUCGAACAAAAGGCGAACGUACCUCUGCAAAGACAGAAUUGUUCCUCGAUUUGAUGUACGUGGGAAUAAUCGCCAAUUUAGCCGGAGAAGCCUCGGAGAAUGCUUCAUGGGGAGCCCUUUUACAAUAUAUUUUGAUCUUCAUUCCAUAUUGGACGGUGUGGGCAGAUAUCAAGGACUUCACCAAUUACUAUUACAAUGAGGACUUAUCACAAAGAUCCUACAUCUUGUGGAUCUUGAUUCUUCUUACCUUGUCGGUUAAUAGUCAUUCGGGCCUCUUGGAAGAUCGCCGUGGUGCUGCAUUCACUAUUGUACCUUACAUCUUGUGUCGAUUGUCAUUGGCUUUUUCGCUCUUGGUGUACUCAUUCUAUAUUCCAGAACACAGGGCCCAACAGAGGUUAUAUUUCUGUACUUUGAUAGUGACGAGUUGCGUAUGGAUUCCUGUGAUAUUCGUAUCCACACGGGUCAAAAUUGCCAUCUCUGUUGUGGCGAUAUUUCUCGAGCAGUUGAGUUUCUGUAUUGUGUUUCACCCUCGAACGAAAAAAAUCAUGAAAUUGACAAUGUCCACAGCCUUGAACAUCGAGCACGAAGUUGAACGUCUUGCUACAUUUGUCACUAUUGCCAUCGGUGAAUUCUUGUACAAGGUGGCUGCGUCGCUGUCUCUUGGAGUUGGCCUAACAACCGCAUUUGGAAGAGCCUGUUUUAUGCUCAUUAUAGCUUAUACAAUAUUCUGGCUCUACUACAAUGGAGGUACCAGUGAUAAAGCUGUGCAUCCUUUGCGUCAUAGUGCUUUUCGUGCCAUUACAUGGAUUUACAUGCAUGUACCCCUUAUCGGGGGCAUCGUGUUGGCAGCUGAUGCAGCCGGCGACCUCUUGAAUAGAGAACUGAUUUACUCUGUUGAAACAGUGGGUGAAUCUGUGGAAUCUUUUGCAUUGACCUUUGAGGAAGAGCCUAGCUUACGUGCGUUGUCGUUUUUUUUCACAGGUGGAAUCUGCGUGGCAUUGCUCUGCAUUGCUGUGAUUGGACUUCUAGACGAGUGUGAAGAUGAGCCAGAUAUCUUUGUUUUGCCAAAGCUCUGGCGUAUCAUCUGGAGAGUGCCUGUGGCGGUGAUUAUUGUCUGUCUCUCAAUUCCUAACUUAGAUCUCACACUCUUGUUUGGCCUAAUGGCCCUCAUUUUGGUGGUUCUAUGGGUAUUUGAGACUAUUGUUUCUGUCCCUAGAAGGAAACGGAGAUCGUAA